Molecule: messenger RNA, 2606 nt
Organism: Ceratosolen solmsi marchali
Lineage: Eukaryota; Metazoa; Arthropoda; Insecta; Hymenoptera; Agaonidae
Gene: Alg12
Product: Alg12 alpha-1,6-mannosyltransferase
Exons: 9
Coding region: 33-2606 (857 amino acids)
Biological process (GO): protein N-linked glycosylation
Cellular component (GO): endoplasmic reticulum membrane
Molecular function (GO): alpha-1,6-mannosyltransferase activity
Source: RefSeq, a predicted model, not a curated record
CAUAUGACGUUGAUUCAAAUGUAGUUUUUAAAAUGGACCAAAUAAUAAUAUUAAUAGCAGCGAUCCAUUUACUCUACUGUCCGUUCACAAAAGUCGAAGAAAGUUUCAAUCUUCAAGCUACACACGACCUUUUGUAUCACGGCUCUAAUUUAAACGAGUAUGAUCAUCAUGAGUUUCCUGGUGUUGUGCCAAGAACAUUUCUCGGACCAAUGGUAAUAUCGGGUAUUGCUGCGCCAACUGUUGCUGUUAUUAAAUACUGGAAACUAAAUAAAUUUUUAUCUCAAUAUAUUGUAAGAGCAAUAUUGGGCUUGACUGUAAUAGCUGCUUGGAAAUUAUAUAAAAAUGCUCUCCAAUCAAUCUUUGGAACAAAAUUUGUAAAAUGGUUCCUUAUAAUUACCGUAACUCAGUAUCACUUUAUGUACUAUUUAAGUCGGCCAUUACCAAAUACUAUGGCCAUGCCAUUGGUGCUGCUUGCGCUGUACGGAUGGCUUAAAAAGAAUCAUAUUUUAUUCAUAAUUUCAUCGGGAGCAGCUAUUAUCAUAUUUAGAGCCGAAAUUUCUAUGCUAUUAGGUCUAUUUUUACUUUACGAUAUAGCAUAUUCAAAAUUAACAAUAUCAAGAGCAUUAAAAAUUAUAAUACCUACUGGUAUUUUCCUCUUAGUCUUAACUGUUACUGUUGACUCUUAUUUUUGGAGAAGAACCUUAUGGCCCGAAGGAGAAGUUUUUUAUUUUAAUACUAUUCUCAAUAAAAGUAACGAAUGGGGUACAUCACCAUUUUUAUGGUAUUUUUAUUCUGCACUCCCAAGAGGCAUGGCAUUUUCAUAUUUCCUUAUACCAUUAGGAAUCUUUUGGGACUCUCGAGCCAGAGUCUUAACUAUACCCGGAAUAGUUUAUGUUAUCUUUUUCUCAUUUUUACCACAUAAAGAGUUAAGAUUCGUCAUGUAUGUAUUUCCAUUGUUGAAUGUUAGCGCAGCUGCAGCAUGUCAUCGCAUAUGGGAGAAUAGAAGUAAAUCGUCAUGGAAUGCCUUAAUUGCCUUAAUUACACUGGGACAUUUAAUAUUAAAUGCAGUAUUUUCUAUAUUCCUACUCUGUCUGGCUGGAUUAAAUUAUCCUGGAGGCUUGGCAAUAACAAGAUUGCAUGGGUUGGAGAGUGCACAUACCGAAUCUGUUCAUGUGCACAUUGAUGUUUUAACAGCCCAAACGGGAGUCUCUAGAUUUACUCAGACUAAUUUUUCAUGGAUUUAUUCCAAAAAAGAAAAUAUAACAGUGCACGAUUCAGAAGUAUUGCAAUUUACGCAUAUGCUAAUGGAAGCUAAAAGCAAAUAUUCACCAAAUAUUAAACCUUAUUUAAAAAAUUUUGAUAUUUUGGAUUCUGUGGAUGCUUACUCAAACAUUGAACUUAAUUAUAAUUCGAUAUUACCAUCUAUAAAAAUAAAAACAAAACCAACAAUUUUUAUUCUAAAAAAAAAACAAAACAUGCAAUACGAUCCGUUGCAAAUUAAAAGUAAAGAUAAUUCAUUUGAUUAUAAGAGCUUAGAACAUAAUACAAAUCACGAUAAAAAUCCAAAAAGUAUAAAAGUAGAAGUUGAUAAAAUGUUGGUCUUUACCAAAGAAAAUGAAGAAUCACUUGAAAUGAUAAAGGAUACUAAUAAAGUCGAUACUUUAUUGAAUAAAAUUAAUGAUGAAAAGCAUAAUGCUAAUUUUGAAGAAUUAACGUCUAAAAACAAUCGUAAACAUAACGAAAUAAAAAAUGUAAUAAAAAGACUUGCCAUGGAUAAUGAACAAAUCUAUUCAAAUUUAUUAUCAAAAAGAAAUUUCAAUAGAGAAUCAGAACAUAUUGAGAUCAUAACAGAAUUUGAAAAAAAUGAAAUUGAAACUAGUAAACAUAAAACUGCCUUUCAAAUAACAAGCGUUAAUAAUUAUCAUAAAAAUAAUAUGAAAAAUGCUGUUAAGAAACUAAUGGAAGAAAAGAAAAAUUUAUAUAAAAUCAAAAAGGAAGAGGAAAAUAAUUUGGUCGUUGAUAAAAGCAAUAAUUCUACUGUAGAAUCAAUGAAAAAAGAACGUGAAAAGAAAGCUGUACCAAAAGAUGCGACCACUUCACAAAAAAGUACUUAUACUUCGUUAAAUGCAGAUUCUACAGACGAUGAAAUGAAUCAGAAACAAAAAAAUUAUUAUAUAAAAGAAAUAAUCAGGAAUAUUAUAAAUCAAUUCAAAGAAUUUGAAAGUGACCUAAUAACAGAAGAUACCGAUUUAAUACGUACAUGGUUAGAAGAUGAAACUGAUACUACAACCGAUACAAAUCUGCUAGAAAUUGGAAAUGUAAUUAAAAAUACAAAUAAUAAAAGCUUUAAAGAUCCAAAAGAAACAUUAAAAGAAAUUCUGGACUUAUUUAUGGAGCUUAAAAAUGAAAUAGUUUCUGACAAAGAUACUGUAUUUGAUGAUAUUAUAGAUUCAUAUUUGAAUAGAUCCAUUGCUGAGACAUUAAUACGUUUCAAAGAUGCAUUGAAAAAUUUAAUACUACAAAGAAAAUUGAAAAUGAAAGAGCAUUUAAAUAAAAAUAAAAAGAAUUUGCAGUUGCAAAAAAGAUUAAAAGCUUCAAAUACCUAA